GCCGUGCGGGUGCUGCCAGAGGGGGACACCGUGCCCCAAGUGCCGGCGGGCGGGGCGGAGGGCCAGUCCGGGCCCGCGCUGCGGGACGGUCCCCGAGCCGCCUCGCCGCGACCGGCAGCCGGGGAGGGAGAAAGGAAGGCGAAGGGUCGCUGUGUGUCAGCCCCGGUGGCGCGGCCGCGGGGUCCCGUGCGCUGCGGGUCCGGGUCUGAACGAGCCCCGGCCUCUGGGCAGCUGCUCGGCGAGACUCGCCGGCGGGCUCAUACACCAGGAGGCCGCCCUAGCAACGGGCUCGUGGCUGUGUGAGUAAAGAAAGUGUUGAUCAUGUUGGGCUCAGGGUUCAAGGCUGAGCGCCUGAGGGUCAACCUACGCCUUGUCAUCAAUCGCCUCAAACUGCUGGAGAAAAAGAAAACUGAGUUGGCCCAGAAGGCAAGGAAGGAGAUUGCAGAUUAUCUGGCAGCUGGAAAAGAUGAGCGUGCCAGGAUUCGUGUGGAGCACAUCAUCCGUGAAGAUUACCUUGUGGAGGCCAUGGAGAUCCUGGAGCUGUACUGCGACCUGCUGCUAGCCCGCUUUGGCUUGAUUCAGUCCAUGAAGGAGCUGGACUCUGGCCUGGGAGAAGCGGUAUCUACACUAAUUUGGGCUGCACCACGACUCCAGUCAGAAGUGGCUGAGCUGAAGAUUGUUGCUGACCAGCUGUGUGCCAAAUACAGCAAGGAGUAUGGGAAGCUGUGCCGGACAAACCAGAUUGGGACAGUCAAUGACAGGCUGAUGCACAAGCUGAGUGUGGAGGCACCACCCAAGAUCCUGGUGGAGAGGUACCUCAUCGAGAUUGCCAAGAACUACAACGUGCCCUAUGAGCCUGACUCGGUGGUGAUGGCUGAAGCUCCUGCAGGCGGUGAGGCAGACCUGAUUGAUGUGGGAUUCACGGAUGAUGUGAAGAAGGGUGGCCCUGGAGGGGGAGGAGGUGGAGGAUUUACAGCCCCGCUGCUUGGUCAUGAUGGAAUAGUGCCCAUGCCAGUGAUGAUGCCCAUGCCCAUGCCAGCACCAAACCCACCCUUCUCCUAUCCGCCUCCAAAGGGACCAGAGAACUUCAGUGGUGUACCAGUGGGGACCUAUCAGCCUUUCACCAACAUCCAUCCACCACCAAUUCCAGCAGCCCCUCCAACAUAUGAGUCUAUUGAUGAGCCUAAUCCUGACAAGGAUGCUUCUGCCCCAGUGGUUGGGCCUGGGCCUAAUCCAGAAGCUUCUCCUAAACCAAAAGCUGAGGUUCCUCAUACCUUUGAUAACUUUGUGCUGCCUGAAUUACCAUCUGUGCCAGAUACGCUGCCAACAGCAUCUGCUGGCGCCAACUCUUCUGCCUCUGAAGACAUCGACUUUGAUGAUCUUUCUCGGAGAUUUGAGGAGCUAAAGAAGAAGACAUAAAACUGAGUGGGCUGUGGCCCUGGUGUGAGGGGCAGGAGCUGUGACAGCUUCAUCCCUCUGAAACGCUCCCCUUGAAGCUGUUUUUCUCUGUUAACCUCCGAUGAACACACUCUUUUUUGCACUCUCUUCCUACUGCACUUAAACCAAGUGCUGCUGCUUUCCUGACCUUUGUUGCUCCGGGAAGGGAACUUUGGGGACUCCUGUGAGGCCGGAGCAGGGGUCAACCCCUGUAAAGGCAGCUGGUGGGGGAAAUUGUGCCGGGUGUUGCAGGUGCCAUUCCUGACUGCCUCUACCAUGCCUCUGUGCCCACUCCUGCAGGGGAGGGAGGUGAGAGCUGGAUGGCGCUUUCUCCUCCUCCCAGCAGCAGCACCCUCGGCUCUGGCGCCUGGUAUGGUGACAGUGAUGGAGUCCCUUUGUUCAGAGUUCUCAAGGGGCCUUGCUCUGGGACCUGUGCCGGCCCUGGCAUUCUGCCUAUCCCUGGUUCCAGCUAUCACUGUUUGAA
This is a messenger RNA of Colius striatus (speckled mousebird), 1921 nucleotides long. It is a transcript of the gene IST1, whose product is annotated as IST1 factor associated with ESCRT-III. The record is from RefSeq and is a predicted model, not a curated record. The coding region runs from base 322 to 1419 and encodes 365 amino acids. Gene Ontology annotation, biological process: protein transport. The transcript has 10 exons. NCBI's taxonomy places the organism in Eukaryota, Metazoa, Chordata, Aves, Coliiformes, Coliidae.